Orcinus orca (killer whale) is the source of this 2284-nucleotide messenger RNA. It is a transcript of the gene TSPAN33, whose product is annotated as tetraspanin 33. Gene Ontology annotation, cellular component: membrane. The coding region runs from base 547 to 1335 and encodes 262 amino acids. The record is from RefSeq and is a predicted model, not a curated record. NCBI's taxonomy places the organism in Eukaryota, Metazoa, Chordata, Mammalia, Artiodactyla, Delphinidae. The transcript is spliced from 9 exons.
GGGCUAGUCCUCCAGCCACAGCGGAGUCUCUGCCGUUCACGCUGCGCGCGGCAGCUCCCGCGACUCCCGGCGGCUCCAGUAGCGGCGCCGUUUCCCUGCCCGCGCUUCUCCCGGAGGCACGGCGCGGGCACCUCCCGCCGCAGCGCGGUUCCCCCGCCGCUCGGGCUCCGGCCGUAGCACGGCUCAUGCCUCCGGGCGCGGAGCGCUCAGGUGGGCCGGCCGUGGCGGGGAGAUAGGCCCCCGGGGGCGGCGGCGGCUGGACCAUGGCCCGGAGACCCGGGGCGCCGGCCGCCUACGGGGAGGACUUCUCCUUCGUCAGUCCGCUGGUGAAAUACCUGCUCUUCUUCUUCAACAUGCUCUUCUGGAAAAAAAAAGUCAAGAUAACGGAAAGACUUUUCUCCAUUUUCUGUUUUCUCCCAUCUUCUCUCCAAGACAACAGCUGCUUAUCUGCCACCAAGUGCAAGCAGAAGGCAAAGGGAAGAGGACAAGUAGCAACAAACAUUAUGGAAAACUAGGAAACUAUUUAGAGUAUCGCCAUAUUAUUUUAUGAGAUGCAGAGACAUACGUCUAACAGCUGAAUCAUCUGUGAUUUCCAUGGUGAUGGUUGCCGUGGGAGUCUACGCUCGGCUGAUGAAGCACGCAGAAGCAGCGCUGGCCUGCCUGGCCGUGGACCCGGCCAUCCUGCUGAUCGUGGUGGGCAUCCUCAUGUUCCUGCUCACCUUCUGCGGCUGCAUCGGCUCUCUCCGGGAGAACAUCUGCCUCCUGCAGACGUUCUCCCUCUGUCUCACCAUCGUGUUCCUGCUACAGCUGGCAGCCGGGGUCCUGGGCUUCGUCUUCUCAGACAAGGCGCGGGGGAAGGUGAGUGAGAUCAUCAAUAACGCCAUUGUGCACUACCGAGAUGACUUGGACCUGCAGAACCUCAUUGAUUUUGGCCAGAAGAAGUUCGGCUGCUGUGGAGGGAUUUCCUACAAGGACUGGUCCCUGAACAUGUACUUCAACUGUUCGGAAGACAACCCCAGCCGUGAGCGCUGCUCUGUGCCUUACUCCUGUUGCUUGCCUACCCCCAACCAGGCAGUGAUCAACACCAUGUGUGGCCAAGGUAUGCAGGCCCUUGACUACUUGGAAGCUAGUAAAGUCAUCUACACCAAUGGCUGUAUUGACAGACUGGUCAACUGGAUACACAGCAACCUCUUCGUACUUGGUGGUGUGGCACUGGGCCUGGCCAUCCCCCAGCUGGUGGGAAUCCUGCUGUCCAUGAUCCUCGUGAGUCAGAUCAAAGAUCAAAUCAAACUACAGCUCUACAACCAGCAGCACCGGGCUGACCCAUGGUAUUGAGAAUCCAUCCUGCACCUCCUCAUUAGGGCAACAGGCGAGCCUCAACCAACGGCAGUGGUUACAGCUCUCGGCACCAAAUGGAGAUUUGGGUUCCAGCCCCACAAGCGACGGCCCAGUGGCAAGAAGCAAACUCCAGAUGCCAGAAGGCAGGGUACACAGGUGGCUCAAGUCUGGGAAGGAUGUGCCUCCUCUCCCCAUCCUAGCUCUCAGCAUUGUUAUUUUGUAUUCUUUCUACCCUCCACCAUUUGGGUUUCUGUUCUUGUUUUGUCUGAGCAGAGAUGCUUGAGCAGAGCAGUCGCACAGAGUUGUGGGGGCAACAGGCUUUCCACCGAAGCACUGCAACUGACAGACCUGCUGAGGCUGCCACUGAGCUUGCCGCACAUACUCGCAUUCUGGCUGUUGCCAGUGCGCCCUGCCUGGAGUCCGGUUGGCAUGAUACCAGCUCCAGAAGGGGAGGGAGUGGAGCAGGCAAUGAGCGUGGGGGUCGGCUGGGGACAGUCGUAUGUGCUGGGGAGGAGGGGAAGACCCUGUGUUUACUAACUGCCUGUGCUGCCAUCCUCCCAGGUAGUCAGAGUGAGCUACAUCCUGCCCCUCCCUCAUUUCCAUGGAAACGUGGCAGCAACUGCAAGGGGUACAACAAGCAGCCAAAUUCACCCCGUCUCCCCUCCUUUAAAAAAUGUCUGGAACCAUGGUCUCUAUCUUCUGCAGCCAGCAGAGGUGGGACUGAGCCAUACGUCCCCUUGAACUGCACCCCUGUAUGGCCCUCGCUCUCCAGUAAGUGCGUUUCUUUUUUUUAACCUUGGCAGUGUGCAGAGAAAGAGAGGUAACACCCCCCCGCCGCCCAUUCCUCUGCACCAGAGCUAGCUCAGUAUUUCUACAGUGUAAGCAGGGAUCUUGCUGGGGCUGGGGGAGCCAGAAAUGGCAAUAAAAGUUUGUUGACCUGGGCUAA